AAUCACCAACUGUGCAUUAUAAUUGUAAUAUAUUAUAAUAAUAUUUUUGAAAACUCGGAUUUAUUGCUGAAAAAGUGAAUUAAAUUAUAUUAAAGCUAAUGGAAACAGGAAUGGCCUUGAGUGAAGUUUGUAGAAUUUGCUUAUGCGUUAAUGUACGCAUGUUGGUACUAAAGAAGACUAGUCUCCGAAAUUUGUACAAAACAUUGACGAACAGUUUUGUAAGUUUGUUAACAUUUCCUCAUAUUGCAAAUUGAAGUUGCGGUAAUUUGUUGCUACUGCCGAUGAAAUACUUUAUUACUUGCCAUAUAAAAAUGUGAUAGAUGGGGCUAGGCUAAGACAAAUGCAACCAGAACCUGAAAAACACCAAUUAGCCUGAAAUCCUACUACGUGCUAGAAGAGGCACCGAGACUUAAUUGUUUGCAACACGCGUUAGCGCCUGCGAGAUAAAAAUUACUUAGUCUGUGCCAUAAAAAGGUACCUUGUGCCUUCCUUCCACGCGACCCGCACUGCUACAUAGUUUUUUCCCGGUCUAUGUUCUAGUACAUAUUACUGAGUUUUAUUGCGAUUUUCUGUCAAGAUAUCCAAAUCCACCCUGGUUUGGUCUUUUAAUACUGGCAAGCAAAUUGUUGAGUGGCCCCCCACUGGAUAGUGGUAAUCUGGCAACACGAAGUCCAUGGAUGUAGGUGGCUUAAGACUGUGUUGUUGCAGUGAUGAUGAUUCACUAGGUGGUACAAUUUUUUUUCUUCCUAGGAGUCUGUCUGGUUAAACUAUAGACAUCCGGUACUCACCUACGAGGUUGGUAGGGGGAGGGGGGGUCAGGGGAAGCCCCCCUACCCUUCCCCGCUUGUGGAAAUGUAUAGUUUAUGAGUAAUAAUUUCUGUGUUCUGCCAAACAAUCAUAUGCCCGCCAACAAUCAGUAUGAAUUGUGGUACCCGCCGCCACAUGUCUCUGUAUAAGCGGCACCAGUACCUCAGCAGACCUAAUAUUGUCCGGGUACACCUCUAAUCUGAGAUCCUCAGACCCAUCUUCUAUCAUACCGAGCACCCAGUGGCCUUCGAUGUGACGUCCUAUAACAAAUAAAAUUAAUAUUAGACAUUUAGUAUGACAAAAAAAGGUGUAAACAUAAUCAUACUUAUAUUUACCUUUAUUGUAUUUUCGUUUUCCAAAUUUGCUCUUAUCAAUUUGUACAAUUUUACCAGGGCCACCAAUCUUUCCAGUAAACUGAUUCUGUUUCUCGAGGUAGUAAAUAACAACUACCUCUCUGCAGUAAUUGUACCAAUCACAUAUUGUAUUUGGGCUUAAACAUUGUUGUCUCUGUCGUUUAUAUGGGUCUUCAUGGAUUGUUUGAUUAUAAGACCAUCCUUGUGAAUAUGCAUAUAUGAGGUAAUAUAUGUGGGGCAUAUCAAGAGUUACAUUUUCAAAAAAAGUCCCUUGUCGUCGUGAGAUUUUAACUCCACUGCCUCCAGCUUUCCCCUUACAGGAUGCUUUAGCACAUAUGAAAGUACCAAGCGAUUUGCAGCCACUUGAGUAUGAAAUUUUCAUAUUAGUUUUAUGUUUGCCGCACUUUCGUUCCUUUAGGACCAGCCCUUCAUCCUCACUAUAUCGAACACAUUGCUCGUUCGUUCCAAGUUCACGCACAAUAUCCGACAGAUUCCACAUGAACAUAAUCUCAGACACGUAUAGUCGACGCUUCACAUAGUCGCCGUAGUCAGAGAAGUCUUCGUCGAUGUGUGAUGGUUCCUCGAGUAAAGCGUCAGAUGCCGAAGAAGGCCCCGCUACGGGUUCGUAAUCGCUCAUUCUCAGGUCCGAUGGAUGAGGAUGAGGAGCCCAUAAUUGUCUGUUUCACCUGUCAUGCAAGACUCAUUCGUUGCAGAACAUUACAACAGCAGGCUGUUGAGUCAAAAGCAGUUCUGGAGCAGUUGCUUGCAGGAGGGUCUAUGUCAAUACCAAAACCGCAUGCGGCUAGAGAUAAGAUUCAAUUCACACCAAUUAGUCAUAUAGAUAUCAGGCCAGUAGAAUGUGAUAUAGAAAAUGAUUGUAGGGACGAUAUGUUUAGCCUAGAAUCUGUUAAAGUUGAGGAAGAGAAUUUCGAAAAUGAGAAUUUCAAUUUUGAAGAAAAUGGGAAUCAUGAAACAGAGAGUGCUGAAAAACAAGAAGACUUGGAGAUUGAUGCUUUUGAAGAUAGACAUACGGAUUCGGAGAACGGCUUGCCUCUAAUUGCAGUUGGUUCAAAGAGUAAAAAAGAUGAUGAUGACAUAGAGAGUGCUGAAAAACAAGAAGAUUUGGAGAUUGAUGCUUUUGAAGAUAGACAUACGGAUUUGGAUGACGACUUGCCGCUAAUUGCAUUUGGUUCAAAGAGUAAAAAAGAUGACGAUGACAUAGAAACUUCUGAGAAGAAGAUUAAAUCAAAUUCUACUGAUUGUAACAUAAGCGAUGCUCGUGAAGAAGACCUAGAUUUUGAAGGUACUACUAUUAAAUCAAACCCUAAAGUGAAAAAAGAUAAUCAACCAAUUAAUAAAAAAGGAAAGCAUCCUGCAAAGAUUAUGAAAACGAAAAUUUUGAAACAAAAGAGUGUAAAUAUGCUUAAGAAAAAAACAUCUGGGACAUCAACUGAAUACAUUUUUGAAUGUGAUGGUUGUAGUAAAAAAAAUUCAACAAAAGACAUUCUCGCCAAACACAUUUCAUACAGUCAUAAGACGCAAAAGAACUCAGACACCACUGCAGUUCGGACACAAGUAGAACAAACUCCAGUACCACAACAAAUAGAAAUAUUUAAUUGUGAUAUUUGCGAAUUUAAAACAUCUCAAAAACGUUGCAUUUUGUCACAUCUUAAAGCGCACGUCGCUAAACAAAUGUACUGUUGUAAUAAUUGUGAUUAUAAAUGUAUUAGUAAAAGUAAUUUGAAAACCCAUAUGAAAAUACACACCGGUGAAAAACCUUUUUCGUGUAAUAUCUGUGAAUAUAGAUUUACUAGAAAAUGUGAUAUGGAAACACAUAUGAAAAUACACACCGGUGAAAAACCUUUUUCGUGUAAUAUCUGUGAAUAUAGAUGUAUUAGAAAAAGUUAUUUGCAAAUACAUUUAAAAACACACACCGGUGAAAAACCUUUUUCGUGUAAUAUCUGUGAAUAUAGAUGUAUUACAAAAAGUUGUUUGCAAAUACAUAUGAAAACACACACCGAUGAAAAACCUUUUUCGUGUAAUAUCUGUGAAUAUAGAUGUAUUACAAAAAGUUGUUUGCAAAUACAUAUGAAAACACACACCGGUGAGAAACCUUUUUCGUGUAAUAUCUGUGAAUAUAGAUGUAUUUUAAAAAGUCAUUUGCAAACCCAUAUGAAAAUACACACUGGUGAAAAACCUUUUUCGUGUAAUAUCUGUGAAUAUAGAUGUACCACAAAAAGUUAUUUGCAAAUACAUUUAAAAACACACACCGGUGAAAAACCUUUUUCGUGUAAUAUCUGUGAAUAUAGAUGUAUUACAAAAAGUUGUUUGCAAAUACAUAUGAAAACACACACCGGUGAAAAACCUGUUUCGUGUAAUAUCUGUGAAUAUAGAUGUAUUACAAAAAGUAGUUUGCAAAUACAUAUGAAAACACACACCGGUGAAAAACCUUUUUCGUGUAAUAUCUGUGAAUAUAGAUGUAUUGCAAAGAGUAGUUUGAAAACCCAUAUGAAAAUACACACUGGUGAAAAACCUUUUUCGUGUAAUAUGUGUGAACAUAGAUUUAUUAGAAAAUAUGAUUUGCAAAUACAUUUAAAAACACACACCGGUGGAAAACCUUUUUCGUGUAAUAUCUGUGAAUAUAGAUGUACCACAAAAAGUAAUUUCCAAAGACAUAUGAAAAUACACACUGGUGAAAAACCUUUUUCGUGUAAUAUCUGUGAAUAUAGUUUUAUUACAAAAAGUCGUUUGCAAUCACAUAUUAUGAAAAUACAUACUGGAGAAAGAACUUUUUCGUGUAAUAUCUGUGAAUAUAGAUGUACUACAAAAAGGAAUUUGCAAACCCAUAUGAAAAUACACACUGGUGAAAAACCUUUUUCGUGUAAUAUGUGUGAACAUAGAUUUAUUAGAAAAUAUGAUUUGCAAAGCCAUAUGAAAAUACACACCGGUGAAAAACCUUUUGCGUGUAAUAUCUGUGAACAUAGAUUUAUUAGAAAAGAUAAUUUGCAAAGACAUUUAAAAACACACACUGACACAAAACCUUUUUCGUGAGCUAUCUGGUGAAAUAUGUACAAUAUUGUGUAAACUUGUUUUAUAUACAUAUGUGUGUACUAAAUAAAAAUCUAUUUUUUG
Messenger RNA from Parnassius mnemosyne (clouded apollo), 4292 nucleotides. Lineage: Eukaryota; Metazoa; Arthropoda; Insecta; Lepidoptera; Papilionidae. The record is from the annotation of a GenBank genome assembly.